This is a messenger RNA of Lepisosteus oculatus (spotted gar), 4099 nucleotides long. RefSeq names its product arylsulfatase H (gene arsh). Gene Ontology annotation, molecular function: arylsulfatase activity. Lineage: Eukaryota; Metazoa; Chordata; Actinopteri; Semionotiformes; Lepisosteidae. The record is from RefSeq and is a predicted model, not a curated record.
GCUUAAGAAAAAGUUCCAACAAGCUUGAGCGUGAUAAAACACUGAGACACUCAGACAGAAGACAAGGCCGCUAAAAGGUUGGGCGAAUAUACUCUGAAGUCAUGAAGCGCAAAGAAAGCCAAAGAUUUUGCGUGUUGAUGCUCCUGCUGUGCCUGUCUGUGGGCGAGGAAAUGGUGAAUGCAGACAGUGACCCUCAGCCCAACUUUGUCUUGAUGAUGGUGGAUGAUCUGGGUAUUGGGGAUAUAGGAUGUUAUGGCAACGACACUAUAAGAACUCCUAACAUUGACAGACUUGCCCAGGAGGGAGUGAAGCUGACGCAGCACAUUGCUGCAGCCCCCCUAUGCACUCCCAGCAGAGCAGCCUUCCUGACAGGGAGAUAUGCGCUUCGAUCAGGAAUGGCCAGUACAGGGAGGGUACAGGUGCUCUUGUGGACAGGAUGUGCAGGGGGCCUCCCUUCAAAUGAAACAACAUUCGCCAAGAUACUGCAGGAACAGGGCUACACGACGGGGAUUGUAGGAAAGUGGCAUUUGGGAAUGAACUGUGAGAGCAGAAAUGACUACUGCCAUCACCCAAACCACCAUGGUUUUGACUACUUUUACGGUCUGCCUUUCACCCUGUUCAAUGACUGCAAGCCGGGGGAAGGGACAGAUGUCUUGGCUGACGUGCAGGAGAAGAUGAGACACGUGUUUCAGCUGCUGGCCUUGGCAGUGCUGACUUUGGUCUGUGUGCAGCUCACUGGCUUGUCCCCAGUCCGCUGGAGGGUUAUAGCUCUGCUGGCAGUACUCUACGCCCUGGGCUUCGGCCUGUGGUACUUCCCCUUCGGACUCCUGCAGACUUGGAACUGCAUUCUUAUGAGGAACCAGGAAGUCGUCGAGCAGCCUAUGAACUUGGAAACCGUUGGAGAGCGGCUUGUAAACGAGGCAGAAAGUUUUAUCAAAAGGAAUCAUGAGAGACCAUUCCUCCUGUUUCUCUCCUUCGCCCACGUCCACAUUCCAUUGAGCCCUUCGAAGGACUUUGCAGGGAAAAGCAAGCAUGGGCUGUAUGGGGACAGCGUUGAAGAGAUGGACUGGAUGAUAGGCAGGAUUGUGAAUUUAGUUGAAAACCUGGAGCUGUCUAGAAAGACUUUGAUGUAUUUUACAUCUGAUCAUGGUGGGCACAUCGAAGAUAGAGAUGCCCGUGGGCAGAAAGGAGGCUGGAAUGGAAUCUACAGAGGAGGUAAAGGCAUGGGAGGCUGGGAAGGGGGUAUCCGUGUCCCUGGGAUAUUCAGAUGGCCUGGAAAGCUGCCCGCUGGCAGGGUGAUCGAUGAACCAACCAGCCUCAUGGAUGUGUACCCAACUCUUGCCGGCCUUGCCAGAGGAGAGCUGCCGAAAGACAGGAUUCUAGAUGGCCGUGAUUUAAUGCCUUUACUGGAAGGCAAGGUUCAGCGCUCAGAGCACGAGUUCAUGUUUCACUACUGUGGGGCGUAUUUAAAUGCAGUCCGCUGGCAUCCUCAAAACAGCAAGGAUGUUUUCAAGGUGCAUUUGCUCACCCCUAAUUUUAGCCCCAAGGGAGCAAUCGGCUGUUAUGACACCAAAAUAUGCCAUUGUCACUUAGGGUUUGUCACCCAUCACGAUCCACCCCUGAUUUUCAAUCUGUCUGAAGACCCCUCUGAGUCCAUGCCGCUGUCUCCCACUGGAGAUCCCCGUUUCCCGGAAAUUCUCCGCAGGGUCCGGGAGGCAAUCGAAAAGCACCGGGAGACGCUCACCCAUGUCCCCCAUCAGAUGUCUUGGAGGAACAUCCUGUGGCGGCCGUGGCUCCAGCCGUGCUGUGGAACCUUCCCUUUCUGCUCCUGCGUUGAAAAACACAACUGAAUCCCGUGACGGCUCUGCUGGCACAGUCGAGAGCAUGGCUGCUGUGCUGGAUGACAGGGUAGUGUUAAAUAAGCAGAACCAGGGCACCUUCAGAUCUGUUAUAUAGGCGAGUACAGGACAACCGACACACAUACACAACUGUCAAGCUCAAAAGAGCACUCUUUAUUUACAGUGAGGGAACCAAAAAAACACCUCACCAAAUAUCACAACAAAAGCCGAAGCUCCACUUGAGCUACCAACUUGAACUCCUUUUGUCCCUAACUGUUAUACCGAGUGGCUAAGAUCCUUACUGGCUUUUCAAAGGAACAAGUCUUCAAAACUUUGUCUACCUUAAAACUCUUCACAAACUUACACUCACAAAAAACUCCCAAAAUUCAGUUUCACAAAACUCACACAUUCCUCAGGCCUACAGUCCCAUGGUCAGACCUUCCGCCUCUGGUGAAUGGAGAACACAGAAGAUGACUCAGAAAGCUUCCUGCUUUCUAAACAUGCACCUGACCAGUUACAUUCCAGGAACUGGUCACGUGACUGGGAGAAACAGCACUUUCCCCAAAAACUUCUUGGGGAAUGUGAUUCAUUCAAGUUGGCCUUCUUGUCUGAACCUGCUGCGCUCUUAAAGUUGGGACAGAGUGCUUGUACAUAGCAGUGAAAACCAAACAGCACAAGCAGUGUGAGAAGAAUUCAAGCAUAUUGUACUGUAUAAAGUCAAACUGUACAUCACGUGGCAUUUGUUGCACUGUGUAUUUUAAAAUGUACAUAUGGACUGUGGUAAAUAAAAACAUCAUUAUAACACAGUUUAAGAUGCUUAUAUGUUUUUGGUUAACAUGGAGGCCCUCCCAGUACAGCACACAAAAGAGAAGUUGAUCCUUAGGCUACUGACUUACUUUCCAACAUGCUUUCUGUUCACAGGGCGUUCAAUAGAAACAGUAGUGUAGUGUUUUACUUAUUGAAUAUAGCCCAGAAAUUGUAACCAAAGGGUAAAGGGUUAAAUACAUUAAUUUGGACAUUUAUUGUGUAAGGAUAAACCCACACAGUGUCAUAUGUGGGUUUGGAAUUGUAGCUCCCAUUAACAUACAUUUGAUAUACUGCAUUAUUAAAUCUUUUCAUAUUACUUUCUUUUUUCAUCUUGAUUCUUGUUAACUAUUUUAUUUUUUUCAGUAAAAGCUGGUUUUAAAAUACUUGAUCGUUAUCAUGACAACAUAAAAUUAAGAGGUAGAAAAUGUGUGGAAUAGCCCCUUGUUUUGCAUGUUUAUCACUGUUACCUGUAACUUUAUGAUGUGUUGUGUUGAAAAAAUGUGUUCAAGAAAACAGAUUAUAGACCACCCCCCUUGUUUGCAAUGUUUUGCAAAUCACUAAUGGGAGAAACUGUACCUCAUUGGCUGCAGGAGACACUGUGGAUAUAUUUUCUGGAAUACCACAUACCACUUUUCUCAACAAAUCUUAUAAGGAUCCUUGUUCAGAGGAGAGCUAUCAGCCAAGAAUCUACAAUCCAUGAUAGCUGUCAUUAAAAAACUUAACUAAUAAUGGCCAAUCAUAUGUUCCCUAACAGGCCCCUCACAGCAGGACAUAUCCGGCUCAUAUAUUACCCAUCUAUACUGUACAUAGGCGGCCUCUGUAAAGUCCCAGCAUACUUGUGCCGUUUCUGCCAGAGGAACUAUUUUUUCCAUGAAUGUGAUUCUGCUUUUGGGUAACAAUGCUGACUUGAAAUAGAUCUAUAUUGAAUAGGAUAAUAUGCCAACCCUUGUGAAAUCAAUGCAGUACACUUUUACAGUGUCUAUUAUUCUCCUUCAGGGUUUUAGAAUUAAUAAAGUGUUAUUUGAAUCUGAUGUCUGAUCCUCUGUUUUAGGGAAGAAAAUGUCCAAUGAUAAAAAAGGCUGUUAUAACCCAUGUUCUGCAAAAAGUGUAAUUAUGUCGACUCACAGUUGUAAGCUACGUGCAACAUUGUGUAUGAAGGUCAUUUACCAAAUGUUUGUCAAUCUAAUCAUGCAGCACCACUGUGUUAAUGAAUAUCCCAUUCCAUGGGAUUCAGGCUUCCUUCCUUCGUUAUACGCUCCACUAAAUUAAAAACUUUCAGACUUAUUGCCUGAACUGAAUCCAAAAUUGACUUUGGUGCUUGUGCAGUAAAUGAACAGAAAAUGAAUAAUUUCAGACUUUUCUUAAAACUGAAGAUAGCAAUCUCAUAUCAUCCAUGUUGAAGAGUUGUUCUGGUUUGAUUUGCUUUGUAAAAUGUCAAUAAAAUUGUGAUGGUU